This is a messenger RNA of Oncorhynchus nerka (sockeye salmon), 1980 nucleotides long. RefSeq names its product kinesin-associated protein 3-like. Gene Ontology annotation, biological process: cilium organization; microtubule-based movement. Gene Ontology annotation, cellular component: axoneme; kinesin II complex; ciliary transition zone. The record is from RefSeq and is a predicted model, not a curated record. Gene Ontology annotation, molecular function: kinesin binding. Lineage: Eukaryota; Metazoa; Chordata; Actinopteri; Salmoniformes; Salmonidae.
AUGUUAACCAGUGAAUCAUUCCAUUUCUCUGCAGCAGAGAAGAGAGUGAUGAAACCUAGAGACCUAACUCCAUUUGAAGGAAUGGAGAUAGAUGAGGAGGCUAACAUCAACAAGGUGGAAGAGUAUGUAGAGCUGCUGUAUGAAGGUAUGGAGGAGAAGGUGAAAGGGGCUACACUCAUCCUACACCUGGCCAGGAACCCUGUCAACCUGGAGGAACUACUAGAGAAUGAAACGGCUCUAGGAGCUCUGGCCAGAGUGCUGCGGGAGGACUGGAAGCAGAGUGUUGAGCUUGCCACCACCAUCAUCUAUGUUUUCUUCUGCUUCUCCAGUUUCUCCCAGUUCCAUGGGCUGGUGACCCACUAUAAAAUCGGAGCUCUGUGUAUGAAUGUCAUGGAACACGAACUGAAGAGAUACGACCUCUGGCAGGACGAACUGCAGAAGAAGACCAGGACAUGUGAGACGACCCCUGACAACCAGGCCUUGAGGAAGGAACAUGAGAAGGCCUUUAAGAAGUACCAGGGACUACUGGUGAAACAGGAGCAGCUGCUGAGAGUUGCUCUGUACCUGUUGUUGAACCUGGCUGAGGACACCAGGACAGAGCUGAAGAUGAGAAACAAGAACAUCGUCCACAUGCUGGUGAAGACCCUGGACCGGGAGAACGAGGAACUACUGGUGCUGGUGGUGUCCUUCCUCAAGAAACUCAGCAUCUUCCUGGAGAACAAGAACGAUAUGGCGGAGGUGGACACCGUAGAGCGUUUGUCUCGUUUGGUCCCGUGUGAACAUGAAGACCUGCUGAACAUCACGCUGCGUCUCCUCCUCAACCUCUCCUUUGACACCGGGCUACGCAUCAAGAUGGUGCAGGUCGGCUUGCUGCCCAAACUCACCUCCCUGCUGGGUGACGAGAACCACAAGCAGAUGGCCAUGUGUAUCCUGUACCACAUCAGUGUUGAUGACAGGUUCAAGUCCAUGUUCGCCUACACCGACUGCAUCCCACAGUUGAUGAAGAUGUUGUUUGAGCACGGUGAGGAGAGGAUCGAUGCUGAGCUCAUCUCCUUCUGUAUCAACCUGGCAGCUAACAAGAAGAACGCUCAGCUCAUCUGUGAAGGUACUGGUCUGAAGAUGUUGAUGAAGAGAGCUCUGAAGCUGAAGGAUCCUUUACUGAUGAAGAUGAUACGAAACAUCUCUCAGCACGACGGACCACCCAAACACCUCUUCAUCGACUAUGUAGGAGACCUGGCAGCCCAGAUCAGUCCUGAUGAAAACGAAGAGUAUGUGAUCGAGUGUCUGGGGACCCUGGCUAACCUCACUAUCGCUGAUCUGGACUGGGAACUGGUGCUGAAGGAGUACAACCUGGUACCUUACUUUAAAGAUAGGCUCAAACCAGGCUCUGCAGAGGAUGACCUGAUACUAGAGGUGGUGAUCAUGAUCGGGACGGUGUCCAUGGAUGACAGCUGUGCCGCCAUGUUGGCCAAGUCUGGCAUCAUCCCUGCUAUCAUAGAACUACUCAACGCCCAACAGGAGGACGAUGAGUUUGUGUGUCAGAUCGUCUAUGUGUUUUACCAGAUGGUGUUUCACCAGGCUACCAGGGAGGUCAUCAUUAAAGAGACACAGGCUCCGGCGUACCUUAUCGACCUGAUGCACGACAAGAAUGCUGAGAUACGCAAGGUCUGUGACAACACUCUGGACAUAAUCGCUGAGUAUGAUGAGGAGUGGGGAGGAAGACUCAGGAGAGAAGUUCGAUGGCAUAACUCUCAGUGGUUGGAGAUGGUGGAGAGUAGACAGAUGGAGGAGGGAGAGCCCUUCAUGUACGGAGAGGAUGGAGAGAUGGACAGACCUGACCUCUUCUACAGCACGGACGGGAUCACUCCUGCGUCAGGAGCGGUCAGUCCAGACUUCUUCAGCGAUCCCUACGCACAGAAUGGAGACGGACAGCACGGGUACGAUAUAUACUCUGUUAGUAUCGAACACCUUGGAGGGUAG